AUGUCAGACCAGACCUUUCUAGACUCAAUUCCUCGGACAUUUGACCAGACGUCUUACCAACCAACCCCAUUGGCCAUGGAUGCAGCCAUCAACGGCGCCUUGGACGCUUUGGACGACAUCCAUUUCGACCUUCAACCAUUCACUGUACAAAAGAUUCUCCGGGAGGAUUCGGCGACCCUCGAACGACGGAGAUUCUCUUGUGAAACUCCACCAACAUCUUCAUAUCAUGCCAUUUCCGAGGAUACAUUCGCUAGUGAUGAAAAGCCACCGCUCUAUAUUUGUUCUCCAUCCUCUGUGGCUUCGAGGGCCCAUGAGCGGCUUCAUUCCAUUUUACCCGAUGACAUCACUGGAACCUUUGCAAACAGUCACGACAGCAACAAUCAACGGGUACAUAGGUGGCUCUCAAAGCUCCCUGAUGUUCCAUGGCUGGACGUGAGUUAUGUUGAUCCCCUUCAGGAAAGCACCGAGGACGAACCCUCAUUGGCGAUAGAUAUUGAACAAUCAAGAGGGCCUCUGCCUGGAACCGAGGGUCUUUUAAAUUACCUGGACUUCCUAAACACAUGCUAUGAUAGCAUCCAACCUACAAGUCCAACAGGCGAAUAUGUAGACCAUGGAAAGCCUGAACUUGAUGCCGAGACGGAUCCGACAACAACCCUCGAUGCAUACCACCAGACCUUGCUGCAAAUCGACUCAUCUUCCGCUUUCACCACAACAAUUGGCCGGAAUUUUCAACCGUCGAUGCGACGACGGUACCCUCGGGGCUUGGAAAAGGAAGCCCGUAGAAGUAUUAGUCUGGUAGCAUCUUCGAGGUCUCACGAGUGA
This is a messenger RNA of Fusarium oxysporum Fo47, 822 nucleotides long. RefSeq lists its product as uncharacterized. Bases 1 to 822 code for a protein of 273 amino acids. NCBI's taxonomy places the organism in Eukaryota, Fungi, Ascomycota, Sordariomycetes, Hypocreales, Nectriaceae. The transcript has 2 exons. The record is from RefSeq and is a predicted model, not a curated record.